AUGAUACCCUUCCCCCCAGAUGAGGAGACUGACGCAGCUAAGGGCAUGGGAAUUGCAGAGGGUCUAGCAGGUGUGAACUUGGCCCUGGCAGUUUUUGCGGCGGGCAGUGGGCUCAGCAGGAUGACGGUUCUGCCUGCGGCUCAUGAAACCCUGGGCCCGCCUGCGAGGGCCUCGAUUUCUGCCCUUUCUCCACCUGCGGGCGCUAGGAGGAGGGUUGACGGCUGGGAGCGGCCUCGGCGCCCCAGGGAGCCGGAGGGCGGGACAACACCGCCACCCACAGCCUCCCGGGGCGCAUUGCAGCCGCGGCGGCGGACCAGACUGCGGCGCGGGGCGCGCUCAGCCGGCGGACGCCCGCGCCUCUGGGUCCUGGUGGUCCUGGGCGCCGGCUGCGCGGGCUGGGGGGUCCCGGGGGCCGACGCGGCGCGGCUGAGGCAGUUCUACGUGGCGGCGCAGGGCAUCCGCUGGAACUACCGCCCCGAGCCCGCAAACCUGAGUUCAAAUCCUUUUGCAACUUCCUUUAAGAAAAUUGUCUACAGAGAGUAUGAACCAUAUUUUAAGAAAGAAAAACCACGAUCCAAAAUUUCAGGACUUCUUGGGCCUACUUUGUAUGCUGAAGUUGGAGACAUCAUGAAAGUUCACUUCAAGAAUAAGGCAGACAAGCCCUUGAGCAUCCACCCCCAAGGAAUUAAAUACAGUAAAUUCUCAGAAGGUGCUUCUUACCCUGACCACACAUUCCCUGUGGAAAAGCUGGAUGAUGCUAUAGCCCCAGGCCAUGAAUAUACCUAUGAGUGGAAUAUCACCGAGGACAGUGGGCCCACGCACAGUGACCCUCCGUGCCUCACACACAUCUACUACUCCUAUGAAAAUUUGGUAGAGGACUUCAACUCUGGGCUGAUUGGACCUCUGCUUAUUUGUAAGAAAGGCACCCUAACUGAGGAUGGGAUUCAGAAGAUGUUUGACAAACAACAUGUGCUGAUGUUUGCUGUGUUUGAUGAGAGCAAGAGCUGGAGCCAGUCAUCCUCUUUAAUGUACACAGUCAAUGGUUACGUGAAUGGGACAAUGCCAGAUAUCACUGUUUGUGCCCAUGACCACGUUAGCUGGCAUCUGAUUGGAAUGAGCUCUGGGCCGGAACUGUUCUCCAUUCAUUUCAACGGCCAGGUCUUGGAGCAGAAUCAUCAUAAGAUCUCAGCCAUCACCCUUGUCAGUGCUACGUCUACUACUGCAAACAUGACUAUGAGCCCAAAGGGAAGAUGGAUCAUAUCUUCUCUCAUCCCAAGACAUUUUCAAGCUGGGAUGCAGGCUUAUCUAGACAUCGAAGACUGUGCAAAGAAAACCAGGAAUCCUAAGAAACUGACUCGUGACCAGAGGCGGCACAUUAAGAGAUGGGAAUACUUCAUUGCUGCAGAGGAAGUCAUUUGGGACUAUGCACCUAUAAUGCCAGCGAAUAUGGACAAAAAAUACAGAUCUCUGCAUUUGGAUAAUUUCUCAAACCAAAUUGGAAAACAAUAUAAGAAGGUUGUCUAUAAACAGUACCAAGAUGGGUCCUUCACCAAACGCAUGGAGAAUCUCAAUAUCAAAGAAGAUGGGAUCUUGGGCCCUAUUAUCCGAGCCCAGGUCAGAGACACGCUCAAGAUCGUGUUCAAAAAUAUGGCCAGCCGUGUCUACAGCAUUUAUCCUCAUGGAGUGACCUUCUCUCCUUAUGAAGAUGAAGUCAACUCUUCCUUCGCUUCAGGCAAUAACACCAUGAUCAGAGCAGUUCAACCAGGGGAAACCUAUACUUACAAGUGGAACAUCCUAGAGUCCGAUGAACCCACAGAAAAUGAUGCCCAGUGCUUGACAAGACCAUAUUACAGUAACGUGGACAUCACAAGGGACAUUGCCUCUGGGCUGCUUGGGCUACUGCUGAUUUGUAAGAGCAGAUCCCUGGAUAAACGAGGCAUACAGAGGGCAGCGGACAUGGAGCAGCUGGCGGUGUUUGCUGUAUUUGAUGAGAACAAGAGCUGGUACAUUGAGGACAAUAUUAACAAGUUCUGUGAAAACCCCGAUAAGGUGAAACGUGAUGACCCCAAGUUUUAUGAAUCAAACGUCAUGAGCACUAUCAAUGGCUAUGUGCCCGAGAGUAUCCCCACACUAGGAUUCUGCUUUGAUGACACUGUCCAGUGGCACUUCUGCAGUGUAGGCACCCAGGAUGACGUUUUGACCAUUCACUUCACUGGGCACUCAUUCGUCUAUGGAAAGAGACACGAGGACACCUUGACCCUCUUCCCCAUGCGGGGGGAGUCUGUGACCGUCACAAUGGAUAAUGUUGGAACUUGGAUAUUAACUACAGUGAAUUCCAAUCCAAGAAGCAAGAACCUAAGGCUGAGAUUCAGGGAUGUUAAGUGUAUCCGGGAUGAGGAUGAAGACUCACAUGAGUUUAUAUACGAACCUCCGGCAUCUACAGCCAUGACUACACGGAAAAUGCGUGAUUCUUCAGAAGACGGAGAUGAAGAGGCUGAUGCUGACAGUGAUUAUCAGGAAAACCUGGCUUUAUGGUUAGGAAUCAGAUCAUUCAGAAAUUCAUCAUUGAACCAGGAGGAAGAUGAGUUUAAUUUUACUGCCCUAGCUCUGGAGGACUACUCAGAAUUCAUCCCUUCAAGUACUGAUACAGCUGUUCGUUCAAAUUCUUCUUUCCUAAAUAGAAUUAACAGGCUUAUUGCCAAUAACUUUGCAGGACCUCAGAAAACUCUUCCUCACCCAGAAACCACCACAGCUGGUCCCCCCUUGGGACACAUUGGCUUAGACAAGAAUUCAGUUCUCAACUCUUCCACAGCAGAGCAUUCCAGCCCUUAUUCUGAAGACUCCAUGGAGGAUCCUCUCCCAUCAGAUAUCACAGGGAUAAGCCUACUUCCACUCAACACAGAAGGUUUCAGGAGUCAAGAACAUGCUAAGCAUAAGGGAUCCAAGAAAGGAAGUUACCACGCAACAAAGCACAGGAUCUCCCAGGUGGGACUUUCAGAGCAUAAAACUGAGAGACAUUUAAGCCAAAGCAACUCUUCUCUUUCCAGAAUGAGACCCUGGGACGACCUUCUCAGUGAUCCGUUACUCUUAAAACAAAAGAAUCCAUCUAAGAUUUUGAAUGGGAAAUGGCAUCUGGCUUCUGAGAAAGGUAGUUAUGAAAUAGUCAAAGAUGCUGAUAAAGACAUAGCCGUUGAUAAGCUGCCAAGCAGCCCCCAGAAUGCCUCAAGGACUUGGGGGGAAAGAAUCCCUUUUACAAACAAGCACAUAAAGCAGAGUGGUCACCCCAAAUUUUCUGAAAUUAGAAAUAGAUUUCUACAAGUAAGACAGGAUGGAGGAAACAGUGGAUUGAAGAAAAGCCCUUUUUUUAUUAAAACACGAAAAAAGAAAAAGGAAGAGAAGCUUACACACCAUAGUCCUCUAUCUCCAAGGGGCUUUCAUCCUCUAAGAAAGGCUAAUACCACAUUUUCAGACAGGAGACGUGAUCAUUCAUUAUUAUUCUACAAACCCAAGGAACCAUAUUUUCUACCCACAGACCUCAAUAAGACAUUCCCCUCUAUGAAUCUUAGCCUUAUAGCCUCACUUCCUAACCAUAAUCAGAAUCUUCCAAAUUAUACCAGUCAGACAGUCUCCCCUUUAGAUCUUUAUCAGACAAUAACCCCAGAAGAACACUAUCAAACAUUCCCUAUUCAAGACUCUGAUCAAAAGCACUCCACUACAGACUCUAGUCGUGGAUCUCUCCCAGAGCCUGGCCAGACGCUCAACUAUGACCCAAGAAACAAGUCCUUCCCUACUGACAUUGCUCAGAGGCUCCCUUCCAUGGAACCUGAAGUCUGGCAUACAACCAUCUCUGCAGAUCUUAGUCAACCAACCCUUUCCCCAGACCUUGGCCAGAUGCCCCUUUCCCCAGACCUCAGCCAGGAGACUCUCUUCUCAGACCUCAGCCAGAUGUCCCUUUCACCAGACCACAGACAAGCAACCCUUUCUCCAGACCACAGACAAGCAACCCUUUCCCCAGAUCUCAGCCAUACAGCCCUUUCCCCAGACCUUGGCCAGACAGCCCUUUCCCCAGACCAAGGCCAGACGGCCCUUUCCCCAGACCUCGGCCAGAUGGCCCUUUCCCCAGAUCUUGGCCAGAUGCCCCUUUCCCCAGAUCUCAGCCAAGAGCCUCUAUUAUCAGACCUCAGCCAGAUCACCCUUUCUCCAGACCUCAGCCAGAUAGAUCUUUCCCCAGACCUCAGUGAGAUAACAAUUUCCCCAGAUCUCAUAAAGAUGAACCUUUCUGCAGACCUCAGCCAGAUGCCCUUCUUCCCAGACCUUAGCCAAGAGACUCUCUCAUCAGAUGUCAGCCAAACAACCCUUUCUCCAGAUACCAGCCAGACAACACUUUCUCAAGACCUUGGUCAGAUACCCCUUGCCCCAGACCUCAGCCAGGCAUUUCUCUCUCCAGACAUUAAUCAAACAGCCCUUCCUCCUGAUCUCAGGCAGAUGUCACCUCCUCUUGAUCUUGGUCAGACAUCCAACUCCUCUGAAUCUAGUCAUUCGUUGUUUCUUCCAGAAUUUGGUCAGACUUCCCCUUCUCCAGACCUUGGUCAGGCACCCUCUCCUCCACUAUCUUCUACCCUAAAUAACACUUUUAUACCAAGGGAACUUAACCCACCAGUUGUAAUAGGCCUCAGUGGAAAUGAUGGAGAUUAUAUUGAGAUUAUUCCAAGGCAGAAGGAAGAGAGCAGUGAAGAAAUCUUUUAUGACAUUGAUUACGUGGCCUAUGAUGACCCUUACCAAACUGAUGUUAGGGCGGACAUCAACUCUUCGAGAAAUCCUGACAGCAUUGCAGCAUGGUAUCUCCGCAGCAACAAUGGAAACAAGAAAUAUUAUUACAUUGCUGCUGAAGAAAUCUCCUGGGAUUAUUCAAAAUUUGCUCAAAGUGAAACAGAUAAUGAAGACAUUGAUGAUGUUCCAGAGAACACCGUGUACAAGAAAGUGGUCUUUCGAAAGUAUCUUGAUGGCACUUUUACCAAACGUGAUCCUAUAGGGGAGCUUGAAGAGCAUCUUGGCAUUCUUGGUCCUGUUAUUAGAGCUGAAGUGGAUGAUGUCAUCCAAGUUCGUUUUAAAAAUUUAGCAUCCAGACCGUAUUCUCUUCAUGCCCAUGGGCUUUCCUAUGAAAAGUCAUCAGAGGGGAAGUCUUAUGAAGAUGAGUCUCCUGAGUGGUUUAAGGAAGAUAAUGCUGUUCGGCCAAACAGCAGUUAUACGUAUGUAUGGCAUGCCACUCCGCGGUCGGGACCGGAAAAUCCUGGCUCUGCCUGCCGGGCUUGGGCCUACUACUCAGCAGUGAACCCGGAAAAAGAUAUCCAUUCUGGCUUGAUAGGUCCCCUUCUGAUCUGCCAAAAAGGAGUACUCCAUAAGGAGAGCAACACGCCCAUGGACAUGAGAGAAUUUGUCUUUCUUUUUAUGGUCUUUGAUGAAAGGAAGAGCUGGUACUAUGAAAAGAAACCCCAGUCUGCCAGGGCCUGGAGUCGGACAUCCUCCACAGAAACCUCCCAUAAGUUUUAUGCCAUUAAUGGGAUGAUCUACAGCUUGCCUGGCCUCAGAAUGUACAAGCAAGAGUGGGUGAGAUUGCACCUGCUGAACAUGGGCGGCUCCCGAGACAUUCAUGUGGUUCACUUUCACGGCCAGACCUUGCUGGAAAACGGCACUCAACAGCACCAGCUAGGGGUCUGGCCCCUUCUGCCUGGUUCAUUUAAAACCCUUGAAAUGAAGGCAUCAAAAUCUGGUUGGUGGCUCCUCAACACGGGGGUUGGAGAAAACCAGAGAGCUGGGAUGCAGACACAGUUUCUCAUCAUAGACUCAGAAUGUAAGAUGCCAAUGGGACUAAGCAGUGGUAUCGUAGCUGAUUCGCAGAUCAAGGCUUCUGGGCAUUGGGGUUAUUGGGAGCCCAAAUUAGCAAGAUUAAACAAUGGUGGAUCAUAUAAUGCUUGGGUCACUGAAAAACUUUCAGAAGAUCACCCUAAACCUUGGAUCCAGGUGGACAUGCAGAGGGAAGUCGUGUUCACAGGGAUCCAGACCCAAGGUGCCAAACACUAUCUGAAGUCCUACUACACCACAGAGUUCUAUGUGGCCUACAGCUCUGACCAGACCAACUGGCAGAUCUUCAAGGGGAACAGCACAAGGAACGUGAUGUAUUUUGAUGGCAAUUCGGAUGCCUCUACAAUAAAAGAGAAUCAGUUUGACCCACCUAUUGUGGCUAGAUAUAUUAGGAUCUCUCCAACCAGAUCCUACCAUAGACCUGCCCUUCGCUUGGAGCUACAAGGCUGUGAGGUUAACGGAUGUUCCACACCGCUGGGUAUGGAAAGUGGAAAGAUAGAAAACAAGCAAAUCACAGCUUCUUCGUUUAAAAAAUCUUGGUGGGGAGAUUACUGGGAACCCUCCCGUGCCCGUCUCAAUGCCCAGGGCCGUGUGAAUGCCUGGCAAGCCAAGGCAAACAAUAACAAGCAGUGGUUACAAAUUGACCUGCUCAAAAUCAAGAAAAUAACUGCGAUUGUAACCCAGGGCUGCAAGUCUCUGUCCUCGGAAAUGUUCGUGAAGAGCUACACCAUCCACUACAGUGACCAGGGAGUGGAUUGGAAACCUUACAGGCAGAAAUCCUCCAUGGCGGACAAGAUUUUUGAAGGAAAUAAUAAUAUCAAAGGACAUGUGAAGAAUUUUUUCAACCCACCAAUUAUUUCCAGGUUUAUCCGCAUCAUUCCUAAAACAUGGAACCAAAGUAUUGCACUUCGCUUGGAACUCUUUGGCUGUGAUAUGUACUAGAAUUGAAUAUUCAAAAAACUUAGGAAGGACUCUUAAAGAUAUCAAGCCAUUUAAAGUGGGCAAUGUAUUUUAUAGCUAUUUUAAAUAUUAAUAACUUUCAUUGUUUCCCUUUUUUCUAUUAGAGAGUACAAUCGUAUAUAUGAAACUUCCAUCAUGUAACUCCUUGCUACGUACGAUUCAGUGAGACGAUGGCUGUUAUUUAUUCAGAUAUAUGGGAAAAUGUCAAGAAGCAACAAGCUUAUCUUUCACAAUGAUUAAAAAUGCUAUAUCAAGUAAUA
This is a messenger RNA of Suricata suricatta (meerkat), 7082 nucleotides long. It is a transcript of the gene F5, whose product is annotated as coagulation factor V. The transcript has 27 exons. Gene Ontology annotation, molecular function: copper ion binding. NCBI's taxonomy places the organism in Eukaryota, Metazoa, Chordata, Mammalia, Carnivora, Herpestidae. The record is from RefSeq and is a predicted model, not a curated record. Bases 1 to 6804 code for a protein of 2267 amino acids.